This is a messenger RNA of Cherax quadricarinatus, 1340 nucleotides long. The record is from RefSeq and is a predicted model, not a curated record. NCBI's taxonomy places the organism in Eukaryota, Metazoa, Arthropoda, Malacostraca, Decapoda, Parastacidae.
UGUGUCUACUACCAGAUGCUCAGUCUACAAGAUCUCCACGGUGUCCGCUUUGCGUUGGCUCUACACAGCAUGACUGUAACCUUCAAACAUCCACACAGGAUCCCUCUACCCUUCCUCUUGCUGAAGAACUGUGGACGUUGUGGCCUUCUAAAAGCCACCUGGUUCUUGGUAUACACCAUGGUACUGCUGAUGGGUUCACUGCUCUAAAGAUUUGGUGGUCUUUCUACAGCUGCUGAAUGAUAUCAUAGCUGGCACACCCAUUAAUGAUGAUCAGCUUGCAGAGUUUGUCGCCGGUGAAACUUUUAAAUUAAUAUCGGCGAAGAAAGUGGGUACACAAAGUAACCCCUCACCGAAACCCCCAUUGGAAAGAAAGAAAUCUGAAUUGGAAGUCUUCUUCAAAGGGUCAGAUGACCAGUCACUUUACUUAACUCGAGUCUUAGACCAGUCUACUACGAAGUUGCUAAAAGAAAAGUGUUGUAUGGAGGGUGUCUCUCUGUAUUCGGCCUUCUGCGCUCUAGCUACUGUCACUUUCGUAGACUUCCUAGUGGCUAAGAAUGUAAUUCGUGAGAAGUACUGCGUGUCCAGUAAACACAGCAUCAACAUGAGACGAUAUUGGAGCGGUGAUUCAUCUCUUGCUUUUGGCUGUCACAUAGAAUCGAUCAAUCUGCAUACGAUGAUCCAGAGAGAAGCUUUGGCAGACUUUUGGAGCUUUGCACGGUCUUUACACGAAGAACUACAGGAAGAGAUGGAUAGUAAAAGCAUCUUUGGAAAGGCAGUCCAGAAAGAACUGUAUCGCCCCACUGUUCAUGACAACGAGAAGUUCAUGACUAGACAGCCUCUUAGUACUGAUUACCAUAUUUCUGACAUGGGUGAUGUGACUGCAUUUAUACACGGAGGACCUCAUGUACGCUCAGAACUGGUGUGGUCUACUGUAUCAAUCCACAAGUUCAAUAUACCCUGCGCUCACCUCUUCCAUACAUACAGAGGGAGAUUCAUCCACACACUUGACUAUGCCACAAAGUACAUGACAACAGAGGCAGCCACGAUGUAUUGCAACAAAAUAUUCGAUAGAUUACGGAAAGUAAUUUUAUAGGUAUUGGAUUUCGUAGUACAAAAUCUCUUGCCUACUAGAAUUUAGUCAUCCACAAAAGCUUUUUUAGCGCUUGGCUUUAGCCUCUUCUGUUCCACUAAAUUCAAUGUGCAAUUUGUUUUUUCAUGUGCAUAAUUUUUUAAUUUUUAAUGUUUUGAUAUUUAACAAGGUUGAUUAGAGCUUUGGAUUAUGUUGGUCAGUGUUAGUUUCUUUGUAUUUAAUGUAAGUGGUUUAAUAAAAGACAUUUAAA